Messenger RNA from Clunio marinus, 246 nucleotides. The record is from the annotation of a GenBank genome assembly. NCBI's taxonomy places the organism in Eukaryota, Metazoa, Arthropoda, Insecta, Diptera, Chironomidae.
AUGAGUUCGAUUUGCGAUAAGUAUAGUUUUAUUAAAUUAAGUACAUCAACAUCACAACUUUUAAAUUUAGUGCUUGCGAAUGCAAAAAAUUCUACAUUAGUAUUCAACAUAAUUCAAAUAACAUUAAAUGAGCAUAACACUGCACAACCGAACCCCAUGCAAUUAUCUAAUUCUAAUGCCCAUGAGAAUUUCCAUAAAUUCCCUACUCGUCUUGACAUUCAAAGUCUGACUUUAAGUGAUCAAUAA